CUCCCAAGCGCAAACGGCGAGUUGCCGGCGAGCAGCGGGCGUCCGAGCUGCCAGCGAGCCGGAGGAGGAGCUGCGGCGGCGCCAAGGGCAGCCGGGGAGCGGAGAAGGGCGCCCCAGGUGGUUGCCCCCUCCCUCUCCUGAGAUGUCAGGGAGGAGACUACCUGUAUCCUACACAGGGGCCCCACAGAGCCUGGGGUCCCCCAGCCCCAGAGUGAAGAGGUGGAGGUGCUGCUGACAGGUGCGCAAGCCAUGCUCCCUCGGCACUCCUCCCUCAUCCUUUUCCUUUUCCUGUUCCCCAGCAUCCCCAUGGAACCCCAAUCCCCACCCUCCACCUUGCCCCCAUUUCUGGCCCCUGAGUGGGAUCUCCUGUCUCCCCGUGUGGCCCUGUCAAGGGGCGCCCCUUCUGGGCCCCCUCUCCUCUUCCUGCUGGAGGCUGGAGCCUAUGGGGAGCCGGCAGGGGCCCCAGCCAACCGCAGCCGGCGUGGGGUGAGUGAGACUGCGCCCGCGAGCCGCCGGGGUGAGCUAGCCGUGUGCGACGCAGUGAGUGGCUGGGUGACGGACCGGCGGACGGCUGUGGACUUGCGUGGGCGCGAGGUGGAGGUGCUGGGCGAGGUGCCUGCAGCAGGUGGCAGUCCCCUGCGUCAGUACUUCUUCGAGACGCGCUGCAAGGCCGAAAGCGCUGGGGAAGGUGGCCCGGGUGUGGGCGGAGGAGGUUGUCGCGGUGUGGAUCGGAGGCACUGGCUCUCAGAAUGCAAGGCCAAGCAGUCCUAUGUGCGGGCGUUGACUGCAGACUCCCAGGGCCGCGUGGGCUGGCGCUGGAUUCGGAUCGACACAGCUUGCGUCUGCACGCUUCUCAGCCGAACAGGCCGGGCCUGAGGGCCCCAGCUUGAGGAAAAAGGAGCUGGAUG
Messenger RNA from Chionomys nivalis (European snow vole), 908 nucleotides. It is a transcript of the gene Ntf4, whose product is annotated as neurotrophin 4. The coding region runs from base 250 to 876 and encodes 208 amino acids. NCBI's taxonomy places the organism in Eukaryota, Metazoa, Chordata, Mammalia, Rodentia, Cricetidae. The transcript is spliced from 3 exons. Gene Ontology annotation, molecular function: nerve growth factor receptor binding; growth factor activity. Gene Ontology annotation, cellular component: extracellular region. Gene Ontology annotation, biological process: regulation of neuron differentiation; cell surface receptor protein tyrosine kinase signaling pathway; negative regulation of neuron apoptotic process. The record is from RefSeq and is a predicted model, not a curated record.